AUGGCACAUUCCUUGCGACCUUUUGUGCCUGUUGAAAAGGAUGUUGUGAACAUGGUGGAGCUUCAAGCUCUUGAUAAGGUUUCAGUACUUACGUACAAUAUAUUGUCGCAAAUGGGUGCACGAAGAUUGCAACGUAAAGGUAGAAAUUACGUCAAGACAGCAAUUCUUAACAUUCAAAAGCGACGAGAGAGACUUUUACGCGAAAUUCUUGCAUACGAUACUGAUCUCAUCUGUCUACAGGAAGUUGACGAGUAUGACGACUGGUGGGUAACAGAACUUGCGAUUGCUGGCUAUGACAGUAUCUAUGCAACGGCUGCUGCAUCAGACUCAACUCUUGUAAUGAAGAAACUUGAUGAAGGGCUUGUGAUAGCGUUUAAAACGUCACUUUUUCAGCUCUUAAAAUCGACUGAAAUUCAUCUGAAUGAAAUCUGUACAAACAUCGUUAAUGAGAAUGUUGCAGCGCGAGCAAAGCAGGGCAAACUUGCUUUAGUAGUGUGUUUACAGCCAUCGGAAACUUCAACUCUUCCAUCUGCUCUAUGUAUUGCUACUACGCAACUUGCAGCAGGAGCUACACCCGAAUUGGAACAUGUACGACUGCUGCAGACUGAGUAUCUGUGUCAUCAGCUGUCUGGGUUUAAUGCUGACUUUCAAUUACCGGUAAUUUUAACUGGGACUUUCAAUGCUAUACCUACAAGUGAUGUGUACCACAAAAUUCGUAGAAGUCGAGAUCGAGAUCAAAAUAGUUCGAUCAUUUAUUACGAAAUGAUGAAAAGUGCAUAUGAAGAAUAUUCAAUAAAUUCAAACGAGCCAGAAUUUACAUUUUCAAGCGACAAAUUUCAUGGAACGAUUGAUUACAUUUUCUAUUCAGCUCAACAAUUUACGCCAUAUCAAGUUUUGAAAUUAUUGACAUAUGAAGAGCUUAAAGAAGCUAUUGAAAUUAAAGAUACUGAGCGCAUCAAACACAAAUCGGAUGACGGACAUCAAGAUGUGACUGAUUGUGCCUUAGGAUUGCUGCCUAAUACUCACUGCCCGUCAGAUCAUCUUCCAUUGGCUUGUAUUUUUGCCAUUCAAAAGCAAAACCUUGCUGUCGAGUGGAAUUAA
Plasmopara halstedii is the source of this 1101-nucleotide messenger RNA. Its product is annotated as Glucose-repressible alcohol dehydrogenase transcriptional effector CCR4 and related proteins. The transcript has 3 exons. Gene Ontology annotation, biological process: nuclear-transcribed mRNA poly(A) tail shortening. Gene Ontology annotation, molecular function: poly(A)-specific ribonuclease activity. The coding region runs from base 1 to 1101 and encodes 366 amino acids. The record is from RefSeq and is a predicted model, not a curated record. Gene Ontology annotation, cellular component: nucleus; cytoplasm; CCR4-NOT complex. Lineage: Eukaryota; Oomycota; Peronosporomycetes; Peronosporales; Peronosporaceae.